CAAAUGGCUCCCCUUAUGUUCCUGGCCGUUGCGUGGAUGUUUACUGGAACACGAGCUAUCGCCUGCUCUGACUAUCAGCACUGUUUAGACUGUGACGAGAAGACUGGAGAAUGUCUCAAGUGUAACGAUGGCUACUGGGACAAACGGUGCAGUUUGAAGUGCAGCAGUGGUUGUCGAAAUAAUACAUGUGAGAUGACAACAGACGGGAUCGAGGGGUGUACUGCUGGCUGUGUGGCAGGCUUCCAAGGCACAAGCUGCAGCGUACGGUGUGAUCCUCCUGCUGGUAAUUGUACACAAUGUCCUGGUGGAUGUGAAGAAGGAUUCUGCCAGAUGGACUCCUCCUGUGUGUCAGGAUGUGUGGACUCCUACUACGGUUCUGACUGUCGACCGUGCUCCAGCAGGUGUCGGUCCUGCAACAGGAUUACAGGAGCAUGUGAGGAGUGUCACCAUCCGUACGUUGGUGGAGGCUGUCAGUAUUCCUGUACAAACUGUUCAGGUAGCUGUGCGAGUGAAUGUGUCAAGGAGUGA
Molecule: messenger RNA, 528 nt
Organism: Haliotis rubra (blacklip abalone)
Lineage: Eukaryota; Metazoa; Mollusca; Gastropoda; Lepetellida; Haliotidae
Product: cell death abnormality protein 1-like
Exons: 2
Coding region: 4-528 (174 amino acids)
Source: RefSeq, a predicted model, not a curated record